This is a messenger RNA of Dicrocoelium dendriticum, 2880 nucleotides long. NCBI's taxonomy places the organism in Eukaryota, Metazoa, Platyhelminthes, Trematoda, Plagiorchiida, Dicrocoeliidae. The record is from the annotation of a GenBank genome assembly.
GUCGUCGUCGCCGCUGUCACUGUGAUUGUGGCUGCCGCUGCCACCACCAUCACCACCACCAUGGAAAAUGCAGGUGAGAGGGGGACUUCGACCUGCAUGCGGCGUGAUCGAAAGGAAAAGCAAAUUGGUCGCUGUAACUCAGUGGACUAAAAUGAUUGGCUUGCGUCUUUUUAGUGUCCAAAUUUUGAUCGUAAGGAGCAGCGAAUGUGUGCGCGCUCCAAACAACUGAGAAGAGAUCGCGCUAAUAGAGUUGUCUGGGUACUAAGUUGGAUUAUAACUAUCUCACUGGUAACUUUUGGUAGAAGUACUCGGUGAAUUCUGAUGCAUCGCGCAUCAUCAGUUUACGAUUUUUUGCCAAGUCAAGAAAACACUGAAGAGAUGACGCAGGUAUCCGGUUUGAUACCAAUGGACGCGACUCCAUUUACCCAGGGUACGGCAUUCGAAUACUGCAGUUCACCUGGUUUGGAUGUAGGGCAGAGGUCCGCGUUUUCCAUUACCGCAUUACUGGACGCUAGCACCAGACUUGUCGCGAAUCGAGAGAUAACUGUCGCCAGCAAGAGUCAAAACCAAUUGAUUCAGAAGGAAUUAAGCGAAGAGGGCGCAGCCGACGAAAGACAAUAUUCAAACAGGCGCACUUUUAUCAACACUGGACCAGCGAUAAGCACACUAAUAACCCAGCAUUCUUCUUUGGGGUCGUCUGCGCCAACUGACUGCUUACAAUAUCCGGGUCAGCACACUUCAAUGGACGUUACGUCUGAGCCGAAAAUGCUGGACUUCGUUAGACACGCUUCCACUUGGUGGUCGAGGUUGAAAGACCCGCGGUUAACUGAGCUCCCGUGUUCGAACAUUCCAUUAUGCACGUCUUCUGAUGAAGCACUCGAUCAAACAAGGCGAACGAUUGACCUGAUGAACGAUUAUCAUGGAAACAUCACUUCACAAACUCAGCCGGCGAAUUCUUCUGAGACGACUGUCGGACCUUCAGCAGUCAGUAAUCCACGGGAUGACGUUAGCCAAACAUUAGGCCUGGAGCUAAUGAAGUGGCUACUUAAUCACCCCGACCAGGCGUACGUUUUGCUUCAUUCUUCUUAUGCACGACAUGCAGCAUCCCAGCAGCAAGAGCUUGAUUCUAACAAAGCAGCGAACUGUAGGAAUGCAACUGAAAAAUCCGAGUUGCCAGUCAGCAACGGGAUCAGUUCUAGUGUGUGCACUGAAUCAACGGUGACGGUGUCGCAGCACAGUGAGCGCGGUGAGGUCGCAAGUACGCAGCCGUCUCAGCCGCAACUGUCAAAAGUAAGCAAGCCUAUCACGGUGACGCAUGAGGGGAGCACUCUGCCAAGCCCAGGGGAACUGGAGGAGUUGGUUGAAAAGGUUGAACAAACCGAAACGCAGAACCAGGUAUGGAAUUCGCCGCAAGAAGAGACAGAAUUGGAAGACCCGUAUGAGGGUGACGGAGAACUCGGCCAUUCGCUGAUGUACAGGCCACACAGCUUGUCUCAUUCUGGAUCAAUCAGUUUGCUUCGACGUAAAAAGAAAACACGUACGGUGUUUUCACGCAGUCAAGUGCACCAAUUGGAAAGCACAUUCAACCUGAAACGGUACUUGUCCAGCUCGGAACGUGUUGUGUUGGCCAAGGCUCUGCAGUUGACGGAGACUCAGGUAAAGAUUUGGUUUCAGAAUAGAAGAAAUAAGUGGAAACGCCAAGUGAUUGCCGACUUUGAAGCUCCGGAAGUUGCUACAGAGCCCAACAGUUUACUGGCCCGAUCAGGUCAGUAUUACACACUACAGUACCCCUCUUCGUUGAUGGCGCACUCUGAUCCGUCGAUGCUUGGACCUGACACUGCCACUCACGGGACACUGUUGGCUCCACUGCCGUCCUCCACGUACAGUGUGAUACGUCAAGAAAAUCAGUUUCCACUAUCCCACGGGUGGAAUUCUAUAAAGUCAGCGCCAAUUUCUUUACAGCGAAUCAGUCCGCAGCUGAGACGUGCAAUAUGGGCAAACCCCGCUUUUAAAGCAAAUCGCUUUUCAGAUGUUAUUCCAGUAGGUCACUUACCGAAUGGGCAGUCGACUGCUACAGACAUCCUUAACUACCAAUGUGGAAUUAAUGGGUCUAAUUUGUCAGUCAAAGAUUUCCCGCCGGUUACUCAUUCACGACAUCCAGACCAUCACUCUUUCGUAAGCUCUUUCCCGGAUGUACAAAACAAUGAACUAAGGAUGGAUCACUUCUCUACUGAAGGGAAUGGUACUACAAUGCACACGUUUCCUUCGAUCACCGGCGAGCUGUUAAAUCCUCUUGUUCGAAACUAUGCAACUAAGUUGGUUAAUGACAAACAGCUCGAUUCCACCGCGCUUUUGUCUGCCCUAAAUGUGACGGCUGUGGCGAUGUUAUCCAAACUGUCGGGGGCCUUGCACCGCCAGUCAGGUCACAGCCCACACAACCAGGCGAACUCUGUCCAAAUAUCUGAAGCAGAUAUGUUCACAGCGACUUCACUUCCAAUGCCAUUUUUGAACAGUAAAAACAAGCAAUCAACAAGCAUGCCAGUUUCUGUGAUCAGGGACACAAAAUUCGUCACACAUUGCUGAAUGAAACCUUGAUCUUUAGCCAUGGACGUGUUCGCGAUGGCGUGCGCGUGUUCGAGGUGUUUCUGUAAUGUGUUUUUUGAUCACGUUGCAUGUUGUGAAAUUGGAUUCCCAACCAUUUAAAAAUAUUAGAAAGCACAACGGCUAUUUUUGUGAAAAGCACCUGCUCGGCUUGAAGUUCCUUUUCAUUUCUCUUUCUUAUCCUCCUGGAAGUCAGCAUAAUUGUUUACACUGUUCAAUAUCUCUCUCUAACUUCCGUUGUGCUGUUCUGUUAAUGACCUUUUUGCAGGUUGUCUUUCG